This is a messenger RNA of Drosophila suzukii, 1288 nucleotides long. RefSeq lists its product as uncharacterized. The record is from RefSeq and is a predicted model, not a curated record. Lineage: Eukaryota; Metazoa; Arthropoda; Insecta; Diptera; Drosophilidae.
GGUCAAAAUAUUAUAGGUCUGGAAUCUCAGCAAGAGUUUAGUUCAAAUUUUCAGUGAUUGGUUUCAACAUAUCCAAGCGUAGUUAAUUUGUAAAUUUUCGGUGAAAUGGAUUUGGAACGUGAAUUGCCCACCGAUGAUGCCUCUAUGGAGCUGGAGGGGGCCGAACAGUGGACUGAUCUCAAUUCGUCUGACAGUCUGCUCACUCUGAAGCGGAGUUGGAGCCAGGAGACAAUGAGACCACCCUCGGAUGAAGAGGCUGUUCCAUUCGAACUCAGCUCGGACGACAUCCACCUUGGUCUGCUGGUAGAGAAGGGAUUGAUCGAGUACGACUCCCUCAACCAGCCCCCUGACGAGGACGAGGCGGGGGACUAUCCCAAGCUUUUGUCCCGGACGGCGGAUCGCGGGGAAAUCGCUGAAAUAGUCAAGGAAAUGAGAAACGAAUUCAUGGUCAAGAUGACCUCAAAGGCCAAGAGCUUCAAGGAAAUUCUAAUUAAGAAGGGAAUGAUGGAGCCGAUGGAAGGCAGCAACGUUCAUCAUGAUCAUAAGUCCGAUGUGAAGGAUAAAGUUAAGACUGAUAACGAUUCUAAGAUUCCUGAACUCGAAAUCAAUGCAGACAAGGCUCUUAGGACAACCCUGAAACAAGAGGCCAAUCCGAAUGUUGAGAUCACCCAGCUUAUCAACGAAAUCAAUCAAUUCACCUCCGGAAUGGAGACAGAUCCUGACAGCGCGGACUGGCCUAACUUCCGGGCCAACCUGCUGAAAAUACAUAAACACUAUGUCAGCGUUGGUGACCCGGAAACAAAGGAGCCACCGUGCGCAGUCCAUAUCCGAUCUCCACCAGAAGCAGCCGAUAUCAGCGAGCCCUUGAAAGACCUCCGCAAUCGCGCCAAGAACCUCGGAAGAAACAUCCGAGGCCUCGAGUGCAAGAUGCUCACCCUGGACCACUCCUUUGAUGUCUUCUGCGAUAAGUUCAAUCGCAGCUUGAUCACCAAGGAGCGAGUGGAGCGGGACAUGGUGGUGCUUGCGAUGAUGCGCGAUGGGAUAGGUCGCCGGCUUAGCCAAAUGGAAGCGGAAUUCCGCAGGGCCAAGGAGCAUUUGUACAAUCGGGGCAGAACACCAGAAGUCAGAGCCAACUCGAUUCUUCCUCCGCCAAUUACCCAGUUAGUUGAACAUGGGUGUGACUAGGCGGAUCGCAGUGACUUUUCCAGCCGUCCAAAUCGGGUUAAAAAACCUAAGAGAAUGUGCCUUAUAUUUUUGAAUACAUCUUCUGAUCAAAGCUAGAAAACCA